Pterocles gutturalis (yellow-throated sandgrouse) is the source of this 957-nucleotide messenger RNA. RefSeq names its product sushi domain-containing protein 1-like. The record is from RefSeq and is a predicted model, not a curated record. The annotation marks the transcript as partial. The transcript has 7 exons. Lineage: Eukaryota; Metazoa; Chordata; Aves; Pterocliformes; Pteroclidae.
AGGAGGAAUUAUUCCGUAAUUUGUCCAUAUUCAAUGAAACAUGUGUGAAGUGGCAAAGGAAAACUGGAAGACUGGGAGUGCAGGAAACAUACACAUUUCACAUAUUGGGCCAAAGAUGGGAUGAGAAGACAUUCUCAGAAGUUGAGAUAUUUAACAUCACUACAAGUGAAGAUAAUCCAAAGGUUUGUUUAGAUCUCAACUCUGGCAGUAACUACAUUGUGAAUAUUAGUACCACCUCUUCCACAAACAUCACUGUCUCGGUUACAGUAGCAGUUCAGGCAAAGGUAAAGGAAGCUUUCAAUAAUGUAUUAAUUUUUAAUGAUACCUGCUUGAAAUGGCAAAGAAAUGUCAGGGGAACUGAUGUGAAAGACACAUACUCAUUUCAUGUGCAAGGCCAGCGUUGGUAUCAGAAGGAGUUCUUUCAUGAAAUGACCUUCAACCUUACCACACACAAGCAGGCUCCAGAAGUUUGUUUUGAUUUGCAGCCAGGCACCAAUUACUCUAUUAAUAUUUCCAUGGUAGCUUUGAAUUUUUCACUGCUCAUUUCCAUGACAACACAAAUCACAGAUCCCCCUUUCCCAGAUAUUGAAUUUGUUGCAGUAAAAGGUUCUGCACCCUUGCUCAGACUCCGGAAAGCGGAAGAUCGAAAUGGACCGAUCAGUCUUUAUCAAGUGAUUGUGCUUCCUCUGGCUUUGCAAAGCACUUUUAUUUGUGACUCCUUUGCUACUGCAACUUUCUUUAAUAACACCAGUGACGUUAAAGGAUAUGUGGCAGCUGAAUUUCGGGCGAAGGAUGUUGCUGAUAACAUGUCAAUUGCUCUUGGAGACAGACAUUACUACGGGAAGUUUUAUAACGCUCCUUUAAAGCUGGGAGAAGAGUAUUGUGUUUUUUUGAGAAUAAUAAGUGAGUGGAAUAAGGUGAGAACACAGUCCUGUGCUGUUUGGGCACAAAUUAAAA